AUGAUGUGUAUAGUGAAAUUGUGUGAAUUUGUAAAGUUUAUCACACUGUUAGGGUUUAUUAUAAAUAUUAAUGCUUUCAGAGUGUUUGAUUAUAACGGUGUCGAGACUAUUUUGGCGCUCGAAAAUGAGUUCGUUCCCAUACGGUGCAAGACAGACUUACCUAUGUCCUACUGCGGCUUCCUUCACCCUAGUGGGAAGAGAUAUUCAAUCACCGGUUUAGCUCUUAACAACGGCAACUGCGUCGUGGAAAUAAACGCAACAAAGGCGGACGUGGGCGAAUGGAAAUGCCACAUAGGGAUGAAGUCGAAGCGCGUGGAGGUGAUGCAGGAGAUCGACCUGAGAGUGGUGGAACAUGUCGCGGCGAUCCGGGCCAACUUGACCGCGAUCCACGGAAAGGCCGUCACUUUAGAGUGUGUGACCACAAAGGGAUUGGUUCCCUUAAGCUACUGCCGUUUCGAGCCUCCUAACGGUAGUCCGUUCAGCAUUGAUUCAACUGUCAACGCGUCUAAUCCCAUUUUAAACAAAUAUUAUUUCCCCCCAAAUCGAAGUCUGGACCGCGGCGACUGUGCUGUAACCAUACGUAAAGUAAAAUAUGAAGAUGUAGGGAUUUGGACAUGCGGUGCGGCGCUUGAUGGACAGGAGUAUACUGAUUUUAUAACAGUAGAAGUGGAGGGACUUUAUGCAAUGUCAACAGCGUCUGUGGCCGGCCUCACUUUGGGUGGUAUUCUAAUAGCGGGGAUACUGGGACUUUUGGGGUACGUCGCAUGGCAGAGGCGCUGGUUUCUAGGAAUUCGCCGGCAUCAGGAGGGUGACGUUAUAGAGAUACAAGAAAUGGGGCAGCGGCCAAUCCCUCAGAGUACACCGCAAGGAUCUCCUCAAAGAAGGAGAUUAGUGCCCACCGUUGUAGUCCAGUCGCCAUCUGAGCCUAGCGAAUCAGUUUCCUCCACA
Molecule: messenger RNA, 948 nt
Organism: Iphiclides podalirius (scarce swallowtail)
Lineage: Eukaryota; Metazoa; Arthropoda; Insecta; Lepidoptera; Papilionidae
Source: the annotation of a GenBank genome assembly